AUGAGCAUGAAUUUGAGAAACUUGAGGGUAUCUCCUUCAAACCAAACAGUGUUUUCUGUCAGCAACGAAAGGUCAACGUUUGUCGUCAAUAUUCAGCAACGAACAUACACUUGCAGGAUUUUACAAGUUGAUUUGUUACCGUGUCCACAUACUUUGGCUGUAAUUGCAAACACAAGAAAAGAUCCAUAUGAUUAUCCUUCCUAUUAUUACACAAGAGAUGCGUACUUGAAUACAUACCAAGAUUCUGUAUAUCCAGUUGGAAAUCAAGAGGAAUGGACAGUGCCAGAAGAAGUACAGCGAGAAAUAGUGUUACCUCCUAACCAGAAGAGGAGUUGUGGAAGACCUACAGAGAAAAGAAAGAGAUUAUCCAGAGAAGGGAGAUCGACGGCAAAAUGCGGAUGUUGUGGAGGACAGGGUCACAACCGUAGGAGAUGCUCCAGCUUAGCUCCAUUACGCUAA
Molecule: messenger RNA, 459 nt
Organism: Olea europaea var. sylvestris
Lineage: Eukaryota; Viridiplantae; Streptophyta; Magnoliopsida; Lamiales; Oleaceae
Exons: 2
Coding region: 1-459 (152 amino acids)
Source: RefSeq, a predicted model, not a curated record